Auanema sp. JU1783 is the source of this 2223-nucleotide messenger RNA. The record is from the annotation of a GenBank genome assembly. NCBI's taxonomy places the organism in Eukaryota, Metazoa, Nematoda, Chromadorea, Rhabditida, Rhabditidae.
AUGAAACAAUAUUUAUACGUCUUGUUUUGGCUCUCCUUUGGGGUAUUCCAUUCUUUCUCUCAAUGUCCUUGUGUUCCAAAGUCAACUUGUCGUCCCACUGCCAAAAUUGGAUUAUACCGAAAACUACGAAGAAUAGCUGUUCGUGGACAGAACGCUUCCAUUCAGUUAGAUUUGGAAAUAUCAAUGAAAGAUGAUAGGUUAGAAGACUUGACCGUUUUUGAUAUUCUGAAAAACGAAUCUUCGAUUGCGAUUGAUUGGAUACCAACAUCGUACGAUCAUGCUGUAAUGGAACGUUCUCCACCAGUUUUCAAUGCCAUUAACUAUAUAAAAAGAGAUAACAGCCUGUCGUUGGUAGCAACGUUCAUGUUCGAGGAAAUGAACAUGUUGCUGCGAACAACCUACGAAAUAUCGAUCAAAAGUUUGUAUCACAAGGAAUGUAAGGAGCUGAUUUCAUUGAAACCUCACCUCUCUUUGAAUGUCACAUUUGCGUGUGAAAGAGUAGAAGGGGCUUCAUGUACAAGCGCUGUAAAAAAGAAUCACCAAACUAUUUGUGGAAUAAUGAAGAGUUAUGAUUAUUAUUUUGAAAAACAUGUUGAUGGCAGAAAAGCUCAUGUGAACAUGGUUUUGAAUGAAGAAAAAAUAGAAAAUUUUGAAAGAGCAAAAUAUUUGAUUGCUUUCUUUGGUCCUUGUGAAGAAGAUAUCUAUCAACGUAAUGAGAAGGAUUGUAUCAUAAAGCUGUCCAGAGCUAAGAGGAAGCGUUUUUGUCUUCCAAACAGAAAUUGCACGAGAUAUCACAAUGAUUAUUCUGUGAGCUUUGGGUCUCUGGAUGAUUAUCGUUAUGGAGUUCGAUUAUGCUUAGUUAUGAAUAGCUUUUAUGAAUUGCCGCCAUUAGCAGCCAUUAGUCACAGCAUAACAGCUCAAUUUCUAUUUGCUUCUUUACAUGGUCGUCUACCUUUCUCUUCGCCCAUGGUUCGAACAAUCGUUGGAUAUACACUGUUGCUAUUCAUACUAUUCAUGUUUCUUCUCACUAUCCUUAUAUACAAAUGUGUUACGGGACGUCUUCGCUUCAGAAAAAAGAAAAAAGAGACAGAUAUUUGGCAAAUCGAUGAGAAUCAGCUUACUGUCUGUUGGGAUCAGUUAUUGGGGACUGGACGUUUUGGAAUGGUUUAUCUGGCUUAUAUGAAAAGAGAUUAUUUACCUGCGCAAGGACCUGUUAUACUAGAUGACAAAGGAAGGGUUGCUGCUAAAGCGGGAGACUAUGCUGAUAAAGUUUCCCGAAAAGGGAUAUUUGACGAGAUUGAGGGGACCAAGAUGGUUGGGCGUCAUCCUUGUAUCGCCUGUCUCAUAGGUGUUGUCCCACUGCAAGAAUGUGUUUUGCUGGUCACAGAGUUCUGUGCUUAUGGCAAUUUGAAACGUUACUUAACAAAGAGGAGGAAGUAUAUGAUAGAACUUCAAGAAAGAGGAAUAGAUUUGAACGGUGACUUAGUCAACAUUUCGGAUGUUGAUUUCAACAUGGUUCUAUCAACCAGAGAUUUACAUCGAAUGUGUAGCCAAUUGUGCUCUGCUAUGGUUUAUCUUAGCUCGAAAGCUUUAGUACAUGGAGCUUUGAGUUCCAAACAUGUACUUGUCACCCAAGAUCAUUCUAUCAAAAUUACGGAUUUUGGUCAAACACAGAAAGAAUCAUGUGGAAUAAGAUGGCCGAUACAAGAAGACAUGAUACGUUGGACAGCAUUAGAAGUUCUCAAAGGAGAGUUUCCCACGAGAAGGAGUGAUGUGUGGUCUUUUGGGGUAAUUGCAUGGGAAAUCCUAACAUUAGGAGGCCAUCCAUAUCAUAAUUUGGAGACAACAGCAGUACAAUCGGCUUUAGAGCGAGGCUUUCGCUUGGAUAAGCCGGAUGGUUGCUCAGCAGACAUGUAUCAACUUAUGAAACAAUAUUGGCAUCAUUUUGCAAAUCAACGGCCAUCGUUCUCUAUGCUGUCAGUCCGAUUGAAUGCUGUUAUUCAGGCAGAAGAUCCAUCUUCUUCAAAGUUUAUAAAAGUAAACGUAGAUGCUGAGUAUUAUCCAAAUUCGGAAGAAGAGGAGACAGUUUUGUCGCCGUUAACAGCAUCUCGAGCAAUGGAAUUAAGUGACGACGAUGACGAUGGAACGGAGACUGAUCGUCAGCUACAAGAUGCUUCCAUUCUUCUUUCUGAAUCUGAGAAGCUGCUUGGUUUCAGGAGUUAA